Jaculus jaculus (lesser Egyptian jerboa) is the source of this 2827-nucleotide messenger RNA. It is a transcript of the gene Abcd2, whose product is annotated as ATP binding cassette subfamily D member 2. Gene Ontology annotation, cellular component: peroxisomal membrane. The record is from RefSeq and is a predicted model, not a curated record. The coding region runs from base 117 to 2345 and encodes 742 amino acids. Gene Ontology annotation, molecular function: ATP hydrolysis activity; ABC-type transporter activity; long-chain fatty acid transmembrane transporter activity. Gene Ontology annotation, biological process: fatty acid beta-oxidation; peroxisome organization; very long-chain fatty acid catabolic process. The transcript has 10 exons. Lineage: Eukaryota; Metazoa; Chordata; Mammalia; Rodentia; Dipodidae.
GCGGAGGAGAACCGCUGCGGACCGGGCUAUGCUGGAGGGCUGGCUGAAAAGCUGGCUGCGGGUUCCGGAGGAGCGCUCUGUCCUUGCUGGAGGAGUCGGGGUGGGUGGCCAGGAAGAUGAUACACAUGCUGCAUGCAGUCGCUGACCGCACACGAUGGACCCGGUCGGGCACUGCCAGGAGGGCUGCGUGCCUGGCGGCUGCGGCAUUCGCACUGAAGACUUUCUACCCCAUCAUCGGCCGGCGCCUCAAGCCGCCGGGCCCCGCGGGCACCGCAGAGGCAGCCCACCCGGAUGCCCAGGACCGAGCGGUCCUGCAAUGCACCGAGACCGCCUGCCGCAGACCUGCACCGGGAGUGAACGCAGAGUUUUUCAGAGAGCUCCUAGAACUUCGGAAAAUUCUCUUUCCCAAACUUGUGACUACUGAAACGGCGUGGCUCUGCCUCCAUUCCGUGGCUCUCAUCUCAAGAACCUUUCUGUCUAUCUAUGUGGCUGGUCUGGACGGGAAAAUCGUGAAAAGCAUUGUGGAAAAGAAGCCCCGGACUUUCAUCAUCAAAUUAAUCAAGUGGCUUAUGAUUGCCAUCCCGGCCACCUUCGUCAAUAGUGCCAUAAGGUACCUGGAGUGCAAACUGGCUUUGGCCUUCAGGACUCGCUUAGUAGACUAUGCCUAUGAAACCUACUUUACGAAUCAGACUUAUUAUAAGGUGAUAAAUAUGGAUGGGAGGCUGCCGAACCCUGACCAGUCUCUUACUGAGGAUAUUAUGAUGUUCUCCCAGUCUAUGGCUCACUUGUAUUCCAAUCUAACCAAACCUAUUUUAGAUGUAAUCCUAACCUCCUAUACACUCAUUCGGACUGCUACAUCCAGAGGAGCAAGCCCCACUGGGCCCACCUUAUUAGCAGGGAUUGUCGUGUAUGCCACUGCUAAAGUGUUGAAAGCUUGCUCUCCCAAAUUUGGCAAACUAGUGGCUGAAGAAGCUCAUAGAAAAGGCUACUUGCGGUACGUGCACUCCAGAAUUAUAGCCAAUGUGGAAGAAAUUGCUUUCUACCGAGGACAUAAGGUAGAAAUGAAGCAACUUCAGAAAAGUUACAAAGCUUUAGCAUAUCAGAUGAACCUUAUUUUAUCCAAACGCUUGUGGUACAUCAUGAUAGAACAGUUCUUGAUGAAGUAUGUUUGGAGCAGCUGUGGACUAAUUAUGGUGGCUAUACCAAUUAUCACCGCAACUGGCUUUGCAGAUGGUGAUCUAGAGGAUGGCCAGAAGCAGGCUAUGGUUAGUGAUCGGACGGAAGCCUUUACCACUGCCCGAAAUUUAUUGGCCUCUGGAGCUGAUGCUAUUGAACGGAUCAUGUCUUCAUACAAAGAGAUCACUGAAUUAGCAGGCUAUACUGCUAGAGUAUACAAUAUGUUUUGGGUCUUUGAUGAAGUAAAAAGAGGCAUUUAUAAGAAAAUUGCUAUCAUUCAAGAGCCUGAAAAUUAUAGCAAGAAUGGAUCUAAUAUAGAAUUACCUCUCAGUGACACUCUGGCAAUCAAAGGAAAAGUUAUUGAUGUGGAUCAUGGAAUUAUUUGCGAAAAUGUUCCCAUAAUUACACCAACGGGAGAAAUGGUGGCUUCCAGACUAAACUUCAAAGUAGAAGAAGGAAUGCAUCUUUUGAUAACUGGUCCAAAUGGUUGUGGGAAAAGUUCUCUCUUCAGAAUUUUAAGUGGGCUCUGGCCUGUGUAUGAAGGAGUCCUUUACAAACCACCUCCUCAACAUAUGUUCUAUAUUCCACAAAGGCCAUAUAUGUCACUUGGAAGCCUCCGGGAUCAAGUCAUUUAUCCUGACUCCAUCGAUGACAUGCAUAAGAAGGGUUGUACUGAUGGGGAUUUAGAAUGCAUUCUACACAAUGUCCACCUCUACCACAUAGUUCAAAGAGAAGGAGGAUGGGAUGCUGUUAUGGACUGGAAAGAUGUCCUGUCAGGAGGGGAAAAGCAAAGAAUGGGAAUGGCACGUAUGUUUUAUCAUAAACCAAAAUAUGCAUUGCUGGAUGAAUGUACAAGUGCUGUCAGCAUUGAUGUUGAAGGAAAGAUAUUUCAAGCUGCAAUAGGGGCUGGGAUAUCCUUGCUGUCGAUAACACACAGGCCUUCUCUUUGGAAAUACCACACUCACUUAUUACAGUUUGACGGUGAAGGAGGUUGGCGCUUUGAGCAACUGGAUACUGCUACCCGAUUAACACUGAGUGAAGAAAAACAGAAGCUAGAAUCUCAGCUAGCUGGAAUUCCUAAAAUGCAACAGAGACUCAAUGAACUAUGUAAAAUUUUGGGAGAAGACUCAGUGCUGAAAACAAUUCAAAACAAGGAUGAGAUAUCCUAAUUUAUUUUGACACGUCUUGAAAAUUAACCUUUGCUUAAUGGCUCAGAGACCCUCUACUGUACUGCAUGCAAUGUGUUAAGCUAAGCAGGAAAAAGAAGCCAGCAAGAAAUGUUUUAUUUGAUUUUAGCAUUGGGGAAUUAUAUGGUAACUUUUCAGAAGAAAAUAAACAACUGCAGUAUGUGCAAUUAGUCAUUGUGGCUCAUACUAAUUCCCUGUGAAAGAUAAUUCACCUGCAAAACAGGCUUUUCUGAGUGAAUUCAUAGUGAAUACCAGAUUAUCAUAUAUAUGUGAGGUGUCUUAAGUUCUUUACAUUGGUAAAAAUCUCCAAAAUGUAAAACCUAAGAAUAGCAAUUGGGUUAUUAUUGCAUACACAAAGUUAGAACUUUGUUUAUUGUCUCAAUCUAUUUAUAAUUGAUAUCCAGUUUAGUACCUGCAAUUUAUUACUAUUCAUCAAUGAUAGUGGCCAACUAAGUCUGUGUUCC